UGAGUAAUCAGUUUGUUUGAUCAAAGAAUACGGCAUUGCCUUAAGAAGAGAUCGACAAGAGUGAUGUGCAAAUUCAGGAGUCAAGUUCUUCCAAGUUUUUCCCACAACUUUCUCCUCAGUUGCACAUGGUAGGUACUGAUCCGCCCAUUUCACACGGGAGGACGGUGACAGAGAGGACUCCAAAGUGGCUGUGUGCAGUUAUUCUCAGACCCUGAUCUCCUGCUACUGUCUCCCUUACACUGCGGUGGUUAAUUAACCUCGCCUCUCCCCAACUUUCACAAACCUAACGUGUUUGUUGGGGCCGUGCAAGCCCUGGGCUGUUCUGCCUGAAAACUCCCAGAAUUACAAAAUUUCAAGACAGCAGGGGAAAAGUGAGGCCAUUUGACCCAAUUUAUUUUGCAGAAAAGGAGUCUGGGAUGGAAAGAAGGAAAGUGACUUCGCCAUGUCUUCUCUGUAGAUGUUUGUGGCUCAGCCUGGGUGGCUUAUCGUUCUUACUUUUGCCCCAGUUGCACACCCAGCCUAGUCCUGUCCCAAGCUUGCUCGGCACGUGCGAAGCGCAUGUGUGGCAGAGCCUACUGGCUGAAUACUUUUGCCCAAAGUAAUUGCCACCGUGUCCUGUACAUUCAUUGUUCAACAAAUAUUUACUAAGUGCCUAUGUGUUAGAAAUGUUGUGAAAACAUCAGGCAAAAAAAGGCUUUGUUCCUGUCCUUCUGAGCCCUUGAAAAGUAUCUAAAAGAGGUAAUUUUAGAUGCUGGGAAGGCUAGAAAGAAAUAAAAUGGGAAUAAUAGAGGUGGGAUGGGACUUCAGAUAGACUGGUAUUGCGAAACCCUUACCACUUGGUGUGUGGUCCGUUCCGACAAAACCCCCACAGCCUUUUGCUGACAAGAACACUGAAACUGAGAAAGGAGACAGGGUGGCAUAUAAGUCUCAGCGGCCCUGCUCCCUAACCAGCUGUUCCUGAGCGGCCAGCAGAAACAUAUGGCCUGGAUGAUGAAACUAAAGGUAAAGAAUGCAUCACCACGCGCGCGGUCCACGUCCCUGUAGGUGUCGCGAGGUGAGGGAGAAGGGAGGCGGGGUCUUCGACUAGGGAGAAGCAGCCAAGCAGCGAAUAACUAAAUUCCAAAAGCUUCAGGGGAAGGACAGCCGCUGCCAUGAAGUCGGGGUUCUCUGUCCCACGAGAGACCGCCCAGACGACCGCUCCACACCCCCUGCCCAUCCCAGUCCGGUCUGCGCCAGGCCCUAGAGGACUUGUAGUUUAUCCCGCUGUCACAGCAACGUUGGUACGGCCAAGACAACUACAAGACCCAGAAGCCAGCGCGCAGGUCCGAGGCGGAGUCGGCGGCGGUGGGUGUGCGAAUGCAGGGAGCCAGGAGGUGCGGGUGCCAAGCGCCAGGAUGCGGUGGCUGGCCACCGGGCUUGGGAGCUGCCGGGGCACACCUUAACCCGGGCGGUGCGGGCGGCCUGGCGGCGACAGGCACGUUGCAUACGCACCUUAGGCGCAGCCCGGCAAUCCAGCGGUGCAGCGUCUCCGUGCUGCAGCGGCGCGGUGCGGGGUCCCGGGAACCAGGGGGUGGGAAUCUAGACCCGGAGCUAGGCUGGCGCUGCUGGCCGAGAGCCUGGGGCUCUUGGGGGACUGGUGCCCACCCAGGGCUGUACGCGAUGUCAUGCUCUCGUUCUUUCUGGGCCAGGGUUAGCCUUGGCAGGUUCGCGAUGCAGCGUGCGGCGGUGCUGGUGCGGCGGGGCCCCUGGGGCCGUAGUCACAGCAGCGCUGCAGCUGAAGCCUCGGCGGCGCUCAAGGUGCGUCCGGAGCGCAGCCCUCGGGACCGCAUCCUCACCUUGGAGUCCAUGAACCCGCAGGUGAAGGCGGUGGAGUACGCUGUGCGCGGACCCAUCGUGCUCAAGGCCGGCGAGAUCGAGAUGGAGCUGCAACGGGGUAUCAAAAAGCCAUUCACCGAGGUAAUCCGAGCCAACAUUGGGGAUGCCCAUGCUAUGGGCCAGCAGCCAAUCACCUUCCUCCGUCAGGUGAUGGCACUCUGCACCUACCCAAAUCUGCUAAACAGCCCCAGCUUCCCAGAAGAUGCUAAGAAACGAGCCCGGCGGAUCCUGCAGGCUUGUGGUGGAAACAGCUUGGGAUCUUACAGUGCCAGCCAGGGUGUUAACUGUAUCCGGGAAGACGUGGCAGCCUUUAUCACAAGGAGAGAUGGUGUGCCUGCAGACCCGGACAACAUUUACCUGACCACUGGAGCUAGCGAUGGUAUUUCUACGAUCCUGAAGCUCCUGGUCUCUGGGGGUGGCAGGUCGCGGACAGGGGUGAUGAUCCCCAUCCCACAGUAUCCCCUGUACUCUGCCGUCAUCUCCGAGCUCGACGCUGUCCAGGUGAACUACUAUCUAGAUGAGGAAAACUGCUGGGCUUUGAAUGUGGAUGAGCUACGGCGGGCAGUGCAACAAGCCAAAGACCACUGUGACCCCAAAGUUCUCUGCAUUAUCAACCCCGGAAACCCCACAGGCCAGGUACAAAGCAGAAAGUGCAUAGAAGAUGUGAUUCACUUUGCCUGGGAAGAGAAGCUUUUUCUCCUGGCUGAUGAGGUGUACCAGGACAAUGUGUACUCUCCGGACUGUAGAUUCCACUCCUUUAAGAAAGUGCUCUACCAGAUGGGGCAGGAGUACUCCAGCAACGUGGAGCUCGCCUCCUUCCACUCUACCUCCAAGGGCUACAUGGGCGAGUGUGGCUACAGAGGGGGCUACAUGGAGGUGAUCAAUUUGCACCCUGAGAUCAAAGGCCAGCUGGUGAAGCUACUCUCAGUUCGUCUCUGCCCACCAGUGUCCGGACAGGCCGCGAUGGACAUCGUUGUGAAUCCCCCAGUACCAGGAGAGGAGUCCUUUGAGCAGUUCAGCAGGGAAAAAGAAUUCGUCCUCGGUAAUCUGGCCAAAAAAGCGAAGCUGACAGAAGAUCUGUUUAACCAAGUCCCGGGGAUUCAGUGCAACCCCUUGCAAGGAGCUAUGUAUGCUUUUCCUCGGAUUCUCAUUCCUACCAAGGCUGUGGAGGCAGCUCAGUCCCAUAAAAUGGCUCCAGACAUGUUUUACUGCAUGAAGCUCCUAGAGGAGACAGGCAUCUGUGUCGUGCCUGGCAGUGGCUUUGGGCAGCGAGAAGGCACUUACCACUUCAGAAUGACGAUUCUCCCUCCAGUGGAGAAACUGAAGACAGUGCUCCACAAGGUGAAAGAUUUUCACCUCAAGUUCCUGGAGAAGUAUGCGUGAGGAUGCCUCAGGAGCCUGAGGGAGACCUCCUCUUGGCUCUCCGUCCCAAUACUACCUGGGUCUUCCUCAUGGACUCUGCCUCAGACUGCACAACAGGUUACCAACCCUGUUCGUCAUGAUUUUUCCCAGGAGACUUCUUUCUUUGUGCCUUGAUGUUGAAAGUUCUCUUCCGAGCAAGUGGGGCUUUUGCAAUGUCGUGCAGGCCCUGUGUUCUUUAAUGCAACCAGACUGAGUCAACUUGUUCAGCAGACAUAGCUGGAAUUCUCUGGAUCACCUAUCGCUGUUGUGUUUGGAGAGUUCCUUUGGGUUCUAAGCAGCCAGGGUACAUUGAGAUGAGAUAUUUCAGAUCUGGAGAAACCAGCAGGUAUUAGAAAAUAUGUGACUUAACAUGGUAAGGACUGGAAAUCCAGAAACUGACAGUGGGAUCCAUGAAAUAAGGCCCUUAGCAGUGUGAAAAUGUAGAGUUUUGAGAACAGUAAAUCUGCAAGUGCAGUGAGGACUAGGAGAAAGCUUGUCAUUCUGGUCUGGGGCUAGGCAGCUCUUCACGGACAAGAAUAUUGAAGCCAGUAGUAAGAGAGGGGUCACAUCAGAUACAAGGUUACUGAACACAGAGUUGGCGGGGGCCAUGCCUAGGUUAGAGUUCCUGAGUGGAACUGGGUGUAAAGCAGGCUGCGAGUUCAACUUGUGUCUUCUGGACAGCAUAGCCGCGUGAUGGCCCCGCACACUGUGCUUUACACAAGCUUUUGCUGAGACCUUGGUAUAAAAGGUCUCCUUAGACUUCAGGGGCAUUGGGAAAAGCCCUGAAAUGUCUUGGUUAUGUGACGAUUCUCUUUGCUGUGGAUGGAUCCAUCCCACUGGUUAGUUAGAGGCAAUUUCCUCCAGAAGGUUUGGCUGAGCCUUUCUUUAUACUCAUUGCCCUCUGCUGGUGGCAGCAAAGAUAAGCAAAUGCCCUGAAUUAGGAGGUGAUCCUUUAAAGAUCUCACAGUUAAGCCCCUGCCAGUGUUUUUUUUAAUUGUUUAAAACUAAAUUUGGCUCAUUUUGUAACUUUAAUUGAUUACAGUGCCUGGUACACGGCUGCCAUGAAGGAGCACAUGCCAUCCGAGUCAGGGUGUUUUCACAUCAGUUUCCGGCCUCACUCCUGACCUGUGGACAGUGUCCUAUAUCAUUAGCUGUCCCUCCAUGUCAGAGUAGCAGCCACCAACGAACUUUAUUCCUUGAAUUAGCACACCUGGGUGGGGCCAUGAGCACUCCAAGUGAACAGGGGCUACAGGGAGCUCCAGGCCAGGUUCUCCUUCCCAUCUUCCCUCUACUGUCUACUUUCUUCAGUGAGAAGUGAGGGAAGCUAUGACUAGCUCAGCAGCCUGGUACCCAGUGAGUCAGGGGGAGCUUAAGAGGUUAGAGAGAGAAAUGUGAGGGCUGCGUAGAAAGGCCGGAAACCAGCCUCCUACGCCAUGAUUCUACACUGCAGGGGGAUGCAAUUUUUAAAAAGAACUUCAAUCUUUUAGCACUCAAGAGCAUUAUGUUACUGUGAAGGGAGUGAGUAGCCACAUUUGUAACAAGAUGGAACGUUCUGGAACUAUUCCUUUAAAAGUUGAAAAGGUAGGGUGUGUGCUUGCUAGGCAUAUAAGCCAGAUGUGCUCCAGAGUGCUGAGAGUCCCCGAUGAAAGGUUAACAAGAAGCUAGUAUAUUUUUUAUAUUUUUGUAACAAUUGCUUUUUUUCAUGGUGGGUAGGUGGGUUAGUAUUUAUAGUCCUAACAAGUCCAAUAAUUUUUAUAGGUGUCUUCAAAUUAUAAAUAAUCCUCCAAAUUUUGCAAUGUUUACAUGUUUUUUUUAAAGACGACAAUUAUGCUUGAUUUGCUUUUUAAAUAAAAGUUUAGCUGUUCUAAGAGAUUAACUUCAAAUAGGAAUGCUGGCUAUAAUAGUUUGGAUUUUCUACAGAUUCUAUUCCCUUGCCCUUUUUCGUGCCGGUGUCACUCAAGAAAGUUGUUUGUCAUUUGGGGAUUCACUUAAGAGGCUACACCUUUGAGGUUUUUCUUCCUCCCAGUGCUCCAAGAGGCAUGUGGGUCGUGCUGUGGAAGCCUGGGCCAGGCUGGACCUGGGCAGUCACACCUCAGAGAUGACAUUCAUUUGGAUGUAGGAGCAGGCACAGGUCUGCCUGCUUAUUGCUGUUUUUCAUCAUCAGUUCUUCAGGCCUCCUCAACAGAGGUUCUUGAUAAUAGCUGUGCUGGAAAGUUCUGAACAAUAAAAUGUGUGCUCAGAAUGGUGAUUGAUCAACUCUGUCAGUAAAAUCUAAAGGGUGAAUGGGGCUGAGUGUGGUGGCAUGCACCUUAAUCCCAACACUGGGGAGGCAGGGGCAGACAGUGUCUGUGAGUUUGAGUCCUGUCUGAUCUACAUAGUAAGCGCCUAUCUCAAAACAAAAUUAAAAACAACAAAAUAGUAA
Molecule: messenger RNA, 5698 nt
Organism: Psammomys obesus (fat sand rat)
Lineage: Eukaryota; Metazoa; Chordata; Mammalia; Rodentia; Muridae
Gene: Gpt2
Product: glutamic--pyruvic transaminase 2
Exons: 11
Coding region: 1357-3258 (633 amino acids)
Biological process (GO): biosynthetic process
Molecular function (GO): pyridoxal phosphate binding; L-alanine:2-oxoglutarate transaminase activity
Source: RefSeq, a predicted model, not a curated record